AUGGAAUCUAUCGCAAAUCCUCUUUAUUUCUUCUCAAACUUAUCAUUGAAUCCACCGUCCUGCUCUAAUGUGGUACGAUUUAUUGAUGUCCUCGAAUUUUUCUUCGUUGCACAUCCAUUGUCGGGGCGAAAAGAAGGAGAAGAACACAAACGUGUAAUGUAUUUUCAUCCAAAAGGAGAACAAUUAGAAAGACAGUCCGAGAUUACUGGGUUCGCAGAAGCAGUUGUCAACUUCACUGAGAAUUUUUUAAGCACUUCUCAUCGAGAUAUAAGUGAAAAACUUACCGAAAGCGACGAUGGAUUCGAUUUCAGAACAGUGACUACACAAAGAACGGAACACGUUUACAUUCGAACAGAAGAUGAUCAGUUCAUGCUUGGUGUAUCCAUUUCAAAACAACUAUCACAUGUUUCUGAUUAUCCAUUGUUCCAACCAGCAAUACGAAGUAUUCUCUCAGAUGCUUACAAAAUGUUCAGAAUGUUCUUCGGCACGUUUUCUUCGUCUAUCAAAACAGUUCCUGACGACAUUCCAAAAUUCAAAGAGCGUCUGGAUUUCUUUUUCUCUAAAUACAUUCCACUACUCAAAGUUCACAAGAUGCCUCUUCUUGACCAUCUCGGCGGAGUAGAAUUUCUUCGAAUGUCUGGUCCUUUGUAUUUGAACGUCGUCUCUCUUAUCACAGAACUUCGUGAAGAGUUUCCAAUAAUAGAGAAAGUCAUGUUCUUGUAUCAAGACAAGCUUCUCUACUAUCAACUCUCUAAACGAGAUCUCCCAUCUCUGUUCCGAUAUUUAACUCAUAAUUUACUGCCAACUACGCUAGCACCAGAACUUGAACAUUCUGGGAGAAAUGCAUCGAAAGGAAGAUAUCUGCGAGGCCCGACCGACUUGACAACAGAUGUACCGUUACUGGGUGACGAAUCACUUUCGGUUGUACACUUGCAUUCAGAGCAAGAAGCUGAGUUUCAAGACGAGCUAGUUGGAUACCAGAUGAUGGUUUAUCGAUGCCUCAAUGCAACCGUUUGCAUGUUCGUAAGAAAUUCCGCAUCAUUUACGAACGGAGAUUCAGAUAGAAGGGAUUCAGAUGUUUCUCAGUCAUCUUCGAUACGUUCCAGUCCCCCACAAAAUGGAGUCGUCAGUCGGAGAUUACUACGUAAUGUCGAUCAGUUUUUAGAAACAGAACUUGCUCAAGUAGCCAGUAAAAUCGGUGAUGAAGUUGGUGAUGAGAAACUCACGGAUGCUACCGAUUUCCAUUAUAUAUAUUUCAACCCAUCUUCGUUAUCAAUGACAUCAAGUCUCUCAACUUCUCCAUCUCUUUCGGUGGCUGCUUCUGGAUCAGCUUCCACAUCAAAAGUACCAUUACCACCAGUUGAUGUUAAUCGGCUAGUGUGUGACACAAUGAACAAUUUCGUUUCGGAAACGGAAGAAUUCGGAGAAUGUUUCGUUAAAUCGUCUAGCGAUUGGUGGAUAGUUAUCAAAAAAGUAAAUUCUCGUCUUCUUGUUCUGAUACUACCUCCAUCAAGUUACACAUCAUCACUCGCCGAUGUUCAAUCGAAAACUGCCACAAUCGUUCGAUCACAUUUUGAAGCUAUAUUUUUUAGUUAA
This is a messenger RNA of Caenorhabditis remanei, 1596 nucleotides long. RefSeq lists its product as uncharacterized. NCBI's taxonomy places the organism in Eukaryota, Metazoa, Nematoda, Chromadorea, Rhabditida, Rhabditidae. The transcript is spliced from 7 exons. Gene Ontology annotation, cellular component: intracellular membrane-bounded organelle; Mon1-Ccz1 complex. The record is from RefSeq and is a predicted model, not a curated record. Gene Ontology annotation, biological process: vesicle-mediated transport. The coding region runs from base 1 to 1596 and encodes 531 amino acids.